AUGAAGCUCACUAACCAGUCUGAGGUGCCUGUUUACACCAUCUCGGGAUCUAAUACUGCUAGACCACUCCCAGAAUGGCUUGCGAGACGCCGAAAGCGCAGUUUGAAAGAUGAUCCUGAGUAUGCAAACCGAGUGGAGUUACUCCAAGAUUUCGAGUUUGAGGAAGCUAGCCACUGUGUUCGAGCCAGCGACGAUGGUGACUGGGUCAUGAGUACAGGAACUUACAAGCCGCAAAUCCACACCCAUUAUCUCCCCCAAUUGUCUCUGUCCUGGGCCCGGCACACCGAGGCUCUGAACACAACUUUCAUCCUUUUAUCCUCUGACUACUCCAAAUCCCUCCAUCUCCAAUCCGACCGUUCUCUUGAAUUCCACACACCGUCAGGAUGUCACUACAAAACCCGUCUGCCUCGAUACGGACGGGAUCUUGUAUAUGAUCGACAAUCGACCGAGGCGUUCAUUCCCUCUGUCGGUGUGAAUCCGGAUGGUAUGGGUGAAGUCUUUCGUUUGAAUUUGGAGCUUGGUAGGUACAUGCGCAGUUUCGAGGUAGAUGUUGGUGGAGAUGAUUUCCAUUCUACCGGAGGCGGUACCCUGCAGGGUGGUAUUAAUACUGGAUCUAUCAAUACUGGUGCGAUUGCCGAGGAGAGUCAUAAUUUGCUCGCCUUUGGUACUUCUACUGGAACAGUGGAGUUGUGGGAUCCUAGAGCUAAGGGCCGAGCGGGUGUACUGUUACCGCCCACUCAACAGUUCAAUGAGGGACGGUCUGGAAUUACCGCGUUGGAGUUCCAACGCUCAGGUCUGACUCUCGGAACCGGCUCCUCGAAUGGUCUGAUUCAUCUUUACGAUUUGCGGUCCCCCAUUCCCCUCCUGAAGAAGGACCAAGGAUACGGCUUCCCCAUUCACACACUCAAAUUCCUGCAGCCCUCCACUGAAACCCGCGAAGCAACUUUGGACCCCAAAAUCAUGUCGGCAGAUAAGCGUAUCAUCAAGAUCUGGGAUCCCCGUGAUGGUACCCCAUGGACUUCUGUUGAACCCGCGGUAGAUAUUAACUCGGUGGCCUGGUGCAAGGACAGCGGAAUGCUCCUUACAGCCAAUGAAGGCAGACAGCAACACUCGUUCUUUAUCCCUCAACUUGGACCGGCACCGAAGUGGUGCUCUUUCUUGGACAACUUGGUGGAAGAAAUGGCAGAAGACCCCAACGACCCGAACGCCUUCAGCAGUGCUCAAGCUGGUGCUGUUUACGACAACUUCAAGUUCUUGACGGUGCCUCAGCUCAACACUCUGAACCUGGAUCACCUCAUUGGACGUACAAACCUAUUGCGACCAUACAUGCACGGUUACUUCGUGGCCCAGAGGUUGUACGAGGAGGCGAGAUUGAUCGCCAACCCGUACGUCUGGGAGGAGGAGCGCGCCAAGCGAGUCAAGGAGAAGAUCGACAAGGAGCGCGAGAGUCGCAUUCGCGGAAAGAAGAAGGCUGCCGUCAAGGUGAACAAGAGGUUGGCGGAGAGAUUGAUGAACGCCGAGGAGAAGGCUGAGCGCAAGAAGGCUCAGCGGCUCCUUGCACGCGGUGGCGAUGAAAAGACGGCCGAUGCUGGUGAUUCUGCCCUUACCACAGAGGAGCCCAAAGAGAAGGGUGUUCUCCGCGAUUCCCGUUUCACCAAGCUAUUCGAGGACCAGGACUUCGCUGUCGACGAGACAUCUCGCGAAUUCCAGCUUAUCAACCCCAGCACCGUGCCCGACCAGGCCACAAGAAAGGAACGUGGUCUUACUGCAGUGGAGCAAGAAGAUGUCGAUGACGUUCCUGGAUCUAGUGGCGACUCCGACUCCGACAGCGAACGUGAAGAGAGACCUGUCAAGGAGAAGGCUUCCAAGAAGAUCUCCUCCGCUGACUACAAACGAACAAAGCGUCCUCCUCCUCGCAUGCAGGUUUCUUCGUCGGCACGCACCAACUCCACACGCGACCGCUCAUUUGGCUCUCGUGCUCAGAACAUGAAGUCAAAACCGAGACACGCACGACAGGGUGGCCCUGUUGGCGAAAGGGAAGUCAGCUUCAUGCCCGCCUCCAAGUCCAGAAACCAGAAGCCCGAGGUUCAGUACGACAAGACUCCUUCUUCUUCCUUCCGUUCAAAGGAACGCCGCAGUGCUUCCAACAACGCCUUCCGCGGUAUGUAA
This is a messenger RNA of Penicillium verhagenii, 2169 nucleotides long. RefSeq names its product WD repeat NOL10/ENP2 family protein. The record is from RefSeq and is a predicted model, not a curated record. Gene Ontology annotation, molecular function: protein binding. Bases 1 to 2169 code for a protein of 722 amino acids. Gene Ontology annotation, biological process: maturation of SSU-rRNA from tricistronic rRNA transcript (SSU-rRNA, 5.8S rRNA, LSU-rRNA). Lineage: Eukaryota; Fungi; Ascomycota; Eurotiomycetes; Eurotiales; Aspergillaceae. Gene Ontology annotation, cellular component: nucleus; 90S preribosome; nucleolus. The transcript is spliced from 2 exons.